AAUGCUUUGAAAAGCUGCAGCCGCCAUGUUUUUUCCUCCUGUUGUCAACAAAAACAUUUUGAUGGUGGAGUUGAUGUGAAAGUUGGCUCAGAAAACUGAUCUUUUUAUCGAAUUUCUUCAAUUUAAACUCAGGAGCAAACAAGAAGAAGUCGUCUUUGCCUCUGUGGUUCGCCGUCCUCCAAGUCAAUCGCCAUGGACUUGUCCGACGUGCUCCGGUGCGACCCGCAGUCCGUCGACCCCUUUUACGUGAGCCAGGAGAAUUUCUUCGACCACCUUUUCUGCGUCCUGCGCCGCCUGGAGAUCUUCUUUGACUCGUUCUUGGUGCUCAACAACCACGAAAUCGUGUCGUCGAACCACUUUGUCCUGUCGGCGCUGAGCAAGGUGGCGCAGGCGUUGCCCAAGGGUCGCCGGACGGGCUCGUACUUUGUGGUGCGCGACGCCGAGUCGUGGACCGUGCGCUGGCUCGUCGACUACUUUUACUCGGGCAAACUCACGCUGCCCCGCAACACUUUCGAGAGCAUGAACAAGGUCUUGGCCAGCCUCGAGGUGGAGCUGCUCGGCGACUUCUUCGAGUCCGAGGAACUGCUGCACUUUUCCAUGAACCAGCAGCAAAAGUGCGAGGUGCUGAACACAAUUUGGGCCUCCAGACACAAAACGUACGACGUGAAAAUCAUCACGAGGGAUGAAAAUGAGGUGUUUGCGCACUGGGCCAUUCUGGCUGCUUCCAGUGAGGAGCUUUACACUUUAUUCCAGGCGCCGCUGUCAGUAAGGCCGAGCCUGGUGGCCCUCCUGGAGUUUGAAGCCGCAGACGUGGAGCUCCUUUUGCAAUUCUGCUACAAGGGCGAAGUGCAAAUCCCGAGGGCGCGCGCCACCAACCUUUGCCGGCUGGCCAAGAUGUUUGGCAUCAAAGAUCUGUUCAACACCAUCGCCGAACUCGGCUACCACCGAGAGCGGCAACCGGUCGUCAAACAAGGAACGACGCGACUUUCCUGCUACGAGCACAAGGACACUUCAAAAAGACUGCUUUUUAAGUCGCUCUUCGACAGAGAAACUCUCUCGGAUCUGCAACUCAUUAGCAACGAUCACACUUUCAAGGUCCACAGUGCAAUACUCAGCGUCAGUCCGUACUUCCAGCCAAUUUUCAAUCAGCCCGAUUGGCGUCACUGCCUGAUUUUCCUGUCAAGUUUUGCCCUCGAAUCAGUCCAAGCUUUCGUCGAUCUCGUCUACUACGGAGAGGUGAUUUACCAGGGUGGAGUUCAGGACUUCAUCUCCGUGAUGGAGGGUCUCAUCGACUUUACCCUUCUGCCGAUAAACUCUGUCGAAAAUUUGGAGCCGCCUAUCAACACUUUGGAGAAAGUUCCUCAGCCAAAAGCAAACUCGGAACCUCCUGCUUUGGCGCCAGUUGACGUAACCCACGAAAGUUCCAAGCUGCUCACCUACCAGUGCGAAUUUUGCCCGAACGUUUUCUACAGCAGGAAGCGCCUCAAGAAUCACCUGAGCAACGACCACCCACUGUCCAAACUGAAAUGUGAACAGUGCGGAUUACUUUUCGACACCCAGACUGACUUGAAAACCCACUUGAAAGAGGCCAAGCAUCGAGCCGGCAGCCUCAACCCUUUCUUUUGUCCCACCUGCGGGAAGUCCUUUUCACUUUCUUGCUCUCUCCGGAAGCACAUGAGACUGCACGAUUCGAGUCUGCCCUUGUUCGAAUGUGAUAUUUGCCAGAGGACCUGCUCACGAAAAGACUAUUUGGAGGAGCACAUGAGAACUCACACUGGCAAGAAGCCCUACAAAUGCUCAUUUUGUGGCAAAAGGUUUGUUGGGAAGACGGGACUGAAUCAUCACAAGAAAACGCACGGUCCACCGAGAAAGGAGUCGGUCUGCGAGGUUUGCGGGAAGGAAUUCACAAGGAAGGCCCUUUGGACGCACAUGAAAAUACACAACAAGCAACUCCGGUGUUCCGAGUGCGGACAGCUCUUCGCCACCAGUGGAACCUUGAAGAAUCACAUAGCACGGAAGCACUUCAACACAAAGCAGCACAUCUGCGACAUUUGCCAGAGGGCCUUCAGCGUCAAGGGAGAGUUGAAGAGACACAAGAAGCUGGUCCAUGAAGAUGUCAACAAGGAGCAACUUGAAUGCAAACAGUGCCUUAAAAAAUUCUUCCGCAGCAGUUCAUUGAAAUACCAUGAAAGGUGCCACUCGGAGAACCCUUCGAAUGGUUGUCACUUGUGCCCUAAAACAUUUUCCAGCAGCAAAGCCCUCAGCGAGCACCUUCAGAGCCACGCUUCGGACAAGCCUUACUUCUGCAGUCAGUGCAACGCGAAUUUCCGCUGCAAGAGUUCCCUCAACAGACACAGCAACAAAAAGCACAGGGAUAAGAAGCCUUCCCAGUCUGAGCAGCAACACAUUUCGGACCAACUGUUUGUAGCAGAGGAACAACAGCCCAUCUCAGUUGCACUCUCUGACCAGCAACAAUUUAACAUUCAAAUUUUUAUUCCGUCCAGUGACCAGCCAUAGUUGUGAAUAUUAAUAAAACA
Molecule: messenger RNA, 2537 nt
Organism: Neocloeon triangulifer
Lineage: Eukaryota; Metazoa; Arthropoda; Insecta; Ephemeroptera; Baetidae
Product: RB-associated KRAB zinc finger protein-like
Exons: 7
Coding region: 193-2517 (774 amino acids)
Biological process (GO): regulation of transcription by RNA polymerase II
Molecular function (GO): protein binding; DNA-binding transcription factor activity; RNA polymerase II cis-regulatory region sequence-specific DNA binding
Source: RefSeq, a predicted model, not a curated record